AUGAUACGGCUCUGGAACCCGGCAACAGGCGCGCUUACCCGGAAGAUCGAUAGCUACUCGAAUCAGGUUUUGUCGGUGGCCUUCUCGCCCUAUAGAGCACUCACACAGACCCUCAAAGGUCAUUCGUAUCUCGUUCAUUCAGUGGCCUUCUGCCCCAACGGCCGGUUAUUAGCAUCCGGCUCCAGUGAUAAAACGGUGCGGCUCUGGGACCCGGCGACAGGCGAACACGCCCAACCAAUAAAACGUCAUUCGGAGUUAGUUGAGUGGGUGGCUUUCUCGCCUAGCGGUCGGCUGCUUGCGUCAAGCUCUGGUGAUAAUAUAAUAGGGCUCUGGGACCCAGCGACAGGCGCGCUUACCAAUACACUUGAAGGUUCCUCAAUUUACGCCUCGUUGGGGGCCUUCUCACCCGAUGAACAUCUACUUGCGACCGGCAUGAAUGAUGGUACAGUGCAGCUUUGGGACCUUAUGACGGGUGCACUUUGCCAGAAGUUCGAAGGUCACUCAAGUGCGAUUUCGUUAGUGGCUUUCUCCACCGACGGCCGGCUGUUGGCAUCGAGCUCCGGUGUGCAGCUUUGGGACAUAGCCACAGGCGUGUUCACUCAGAAUGACAACACCGUGCGUCUCUGGGACGUGGCGACAGGCACACUUAUCCGGACGCUUGAAGGCCAUUUGGAAUUAGUUGCCUCGGUGGCAUUUUCGCCCGACAGCCGGUUGAUCGCGUCGGGUUCUGAAGAUAACACAGUGCGGCCCUGGGAUGUGGUGACAGGCGCGCUGGUACCUGCUUGGAAUGUUCAGAAAGUGUUCACUACACUAGAAUUUGUCCCCGAAGGUUCACAUCUCCUUACUAAUUUUGGCUGGCUUAACAUUGAAUCUGGGACCAAUGGAUAA
Molecule: messenger RNA, 888 nt
Organism: Penicillium psychrosexuale
Lineage: Eukaryota; Fungi; Ascomycota; Eurotiomycetes; Eurotiales; Aspergillaceae
Product: WD40 repeat domain-containing protein
Exons: 3
Coding region: 1-888 (295 amino acids)
Biological process (GO): negative regulation of transcription by RNA polymerase II
Cellular component (GO): transcription repressor complex; nucleus
Molecular function (GO): protein binding
Source: RefSeq, a predicted model, not a curated record